AGACGAGAAAUGGCGCAGGCUGCAAUUCAGAUGGAUCAAGAAAAAGUGAGCUGUUCCGUCUGUCUGGACCUUCUGAAGGAUCCAGUGACUAUUCCCUGUGGGCACAGCUACUGCAUGAGCUGCAUUCAGGAAUUCUGGGAUGAGAAGAGAACAUACAGCUGCCCUCAGUGCAGGCGGAGUUUCACGCCGAGGCCUGUCCUGAUGAAAAACACCGUGUUGGCUGAUUUAGUGGAGGAGCUAAAGAAAGUAGAACUUGCAGAUGCUCCACCUCAUCAUUCCUAUGCUGGACCUGCAGACGUUUCCUGUGAUUUCUGUGUUGGGAGGAAGAUGAAAGCCAUCAAGUCCUGUCUGGCAUGUAUGGCCUCUUACUGCGAGCUGCACCUCCAGCCUCACUUCAACGUGGCUCCAUUGAAGAAGCACAAGCUGGUAGAAGCCUCUUCAAAGCUCCAGGACAACAUCUGCCCCCGCCACGACGAGGUAAUGAAGAUUUUCUGCCGCACCGAUGGACAGUGCAUCUGUUAUCUGUGCUCCAUGGAUGAACAUAAAGGCCACGACACGGUGUCAGCUGCAGCAGAGAGAGCUGAGAGGCAGACGGAGCUCGGAGUCGACCGGAGAAACAUUCAACAGAGAAUCCAGGACAGAGAGAAAGAUGUUAAAGUGACGCAGCAGAGGCUGGAGUCCAUCGAAGCGUCUGCUGAUGAAGCUGUGAGUGACAGUGAAAAGAUCUUUAAGGACUUGAUCUGUCUGAUUGAGAAGAAAAGCUCUGAAGUGAAGCAGAAGAUCAGAUCCCAGCAGAAAACUGAUGAGAGUCGAGUCAGAGAGCUUCAGGAGAAGAUGCAGCAGGAGAUCAGUGAGCUGAGAAGGAAAGACACAGAGCUGGAGAAGCUGUCAUCAACAGAGGAUCACCUCCAUUUUCUGAGCAGCUACUCCCGCUGGUUACAUCUGAAUGAAACUGCACCCAUCAGCCAUGACUUCACUGUGCAGUACUAUGAGAAAAUGACAGCAGCUGUGUCAGAGGCCAGAGACAAACUGAAGGCUCUUCUGAGUGACGAAUGGCCAAAAAUCACACUGAGAGAACCUAAAGUGGAAGUUCUACAGCCUCCAAAAGAUAAUGCAUUUCCACUAGAUCUGCUGUCUUCGGCCUAUGAACAGCCGGUCUUUAGGUAUCGGUUCAAGAUUCAAGGUACUGAACUCGAACCGACAUUGAAAGUUCCUGAAGCUCUCAAAAGUCAUCGAAAAUUGAAAAAAUCAACGCGAAAACUUAGAAUGCCAAAAGUUGAAGUCAUAGAAGAAGAUUUGUCCCCGUAUUAACAGGUGACUGAAAAAAAUCUUACCAAAUGCCACUGGAUCUAUAAAGUAGUGACAGCGUACACAUGGCAUCAUGGUGUGACAUCAACAGAAAAGCAACUCUCAGCCUCUCUGUCCUGGUUUUUACCUUUUACAAAAUAUUUGAGACACUGUUGAGUUGUUUCACUUCUAGUAGGAGUAACUGAACUGCAGGAUUAUGUGCUUGAUCACAUGAUUUUUAAAGUGUAUUAACAAGAUGAUGAUGUUGGAUCCGGGAUAUUUUGUAAUAUUUACAGUUAGAGAAGUUAAGGUUCUCGCAGAAGGGUUCGCUGACAGCUUUCCAUAAAACCUGGGACCCACUGCUGGCUUACAUUAGCAGUCGUCUUACUGUUGUUCCUGACGAUGCAGAGGACUUAAAGGUUGUUUGUCUAGUUUUUGUUAGUUAAUUACUUAUGUAGUUAUAUGUUGUUAUGUAAUAACUUGGUUGUGUAUUGUGACUACAGAGGAUACUUUUGCCAUGUGCUUUUAUAUGGCUUUCUACUCUUUUCUGUUCAGGUGUUUUGGGUUAAAGGGAUUCAUAUAGGGAGUUUUUUUGCGGACAUUCAGAUGUAAUGUGAAAUUGAAAUACUUUUUUAUGCUGUCUGCAGAAACUCAAUAAAGAAAUUUGGGAAAGAACAA
Molecule: messenger RNA, 1965 nt
Organism: Acanthochromis polyacanthus (spiny chromis)
Lineage: Eukaryota; Metazoa; Chordata; Actinopteri; Pomacentridae
Product: E3 ubiquitin/ISG15 ligase TRIM25-like
Exons: 1
Coding region: 10-1311 (433 amino acids)
Molecular function (GO): zinc ion binding
Source: RefSeq, a predicted model, not a curated record